This is a messenger RNA of Lates calcarifer (barramundi perch), 7583 nucleotides long. It is a transcript of the gene kdm5bb, whose product is annotated as lysine (K)-specific demethylase 5Bb. Gene Ontology annotation, biological process: chromatin remodeling. The record is from RefSeq and is a predicted model, not a curated record. Lineage: Eukaryota; Metazoa; Chordata; Actinopteri; Centropomidae. Bases 264 to 4907 code for a protein of 1547 amino acids. Gene Ontology annotation, cellular component: nucleus. The transcript has 28 exons. Gene Ontology annotation, molecular function: histone demethylase activity; DNA binding.
CUGUGCGUGUAUGUGUGUGUGAGUGUGUGUACGUGUGUGCGAGACUGUGCGUACGUGUGUGUGUGUAUGUGUGUUGCCUCCUCUGGUGUUGAUGUCGACUGACUGCCACCGAGUCUGACGGUGAACAAACGGGGCUUUUUUAAGAAAACGAGAAAAAGGAAAAAAAAACACUCCAGGUGAACCGCAUCACCUCGACACUUUUUUUUCGUUGGGAGAAGCAGUGACCCGUCCUGUCCGAGCCUCCACCGGGUCGGUCCGAAACGAUGAGCCAGCCUCGGCCGGACGAGUUCGAGCCUCCUCCGGAGUGCCCGGUCUUCGAGCCCAGCUGGGAAGAAUUUGGAGAUCCUUUUGCUUUCAUUAAUAAGAUCCGUCCCAUCGCCGAAAAAACUGGCAUUUGCAAAGUCCGCCCGCCCCCGGGUUGGCAGCCUCCGUUUGCCUGCGAUGUGGACAGACUUCACUUUGUUCCUCGGAUCCAGAGGCUCAAUGAACUGGAGGCACAGACCAGAGUUAAGCUCAACUUCUUGGACCAGAUUGCCAAAUUUUGGGAUUUGCAGGGAUGUGCCCUGAAGAUUCCUCACGUGGAGAGGAAGAUUUUGGAUCUAUAUAAGCUAAAUAAGCUGGUAGCAGAUGAGGGUGGAUUUGACAUUGUCUGUCGGGACAGGCGAUGGACCAAGAUUGCACUACAAAUGGGCUUUGCCCCUGGCAAAGCUGUCGGCUCACACCUGCGAGGGCAUUAUGAGAAAAUCCUCUAUCCCUACAAUCUCUUUCAGAAUGGAGCAAACCUGCUGGCACCGGAGACAGCUUCCAAACUGAUGCGUUUGGAGGCUGAUCCUGAACUUGAAAAGUGUGUUCAGAAGCCAGUCCAGCCGGUGGAGAGCACAGGAACCAUGGAGAGCGUGGACACCAAGGAGCACAAGCUGCAGGACCCGGCUCAGAGGCCGCCUGUCCAGUCGCCUGACAACUGCCCCAGCGCUCGCAGAGCUAAACGCAUGAAGUGUGAGGCCAUCUGUGUGAAGACUGAACCAGGUGAGCUCGGCGACAGCAGGCCAAACCUGAGAAGGAGGAUGGGUUCUUUUGUUGCCAAGUCAGAACCAGAAAAGGAGAUUCCCAUUCCAAUGAAACAGGAACCAGUUGAAAUUAAAGAACCAAUAAUUGAAGCUGACAAAUCCAAGUCACGGUACAAGAAAUUCAUCCCUCCAAUUGCUCCAAGUCCAGUGGAUCUGGUUGUGUGUCUGGUGUGUGGCAGUGGGGGAGAUGAAGACCGUCUGUUGCUGUGUGACGGCUGUGACGACAGUUAUCACACUUUCUGCCUGAUCCCUCCUUUACGUGACGUCCCCAAAGGAGACUGGAGGUGCCCCAAGUGUCUGGCUCAGGAAUGCAACAAACCUCAUGAGGCAUUUGGCUUUGAACAAGCAUACAGGGACUACUCCCUGCGUGCAUUUGGGCAAAUGGCUGAUGCGUUCAAAUCUGAUUACUUCAACAUGCCAGUUCAUAUGGUACCCACAGAGCUGGUGGAGAAGGAGUUCUGGCGUUUGGUCGGAGCCAUCGACGAGGAUGUUACUGUAGAAUAUGGAGCAGAUAUCGCCUCAAAGGAGUUUGGGAGCGGGUUCCCCAUCCCAAAUGGGAAGCUAAAGGUUUCCCCAGCUGAUGAGAAAUACCUCAACUGUGGCUGGAACCUCAACAACCUGGCGAUGAUGAAUCCUUCUGUACUGACUCAUGUGACAGCUGACAUCUGUGGGAUGACACUGCCAUGGCUUUAUGUUGGCAUGUGCUUCUCCUCCUUCUGCUGGCACAUUGAGGAUCACUGGAGCUACUCCAUCAACUACCUGCACUGGGGAGAACCCAAAACCUGGUACGGAGCUCCUGGUUUUGCGGCAGAACAGCUGGAGGAGGUGAUGAAGAAACUGGCCCCAGAGCUGUUCGAGUCUCAGCCAGACCUGCUGCACCAGCUGGUCACCAUCAUGAACCCUAACACCCUGAUGGCCCACGGAGUCCCAAUUUACCGAACAAACCAGUGUGCUGGUGAGUUUGUCAUCACGUUUCCUAGAGCCUACCACAGUGGCUUCAAUCAGGGCUUCAACUUUGCUGAGGCAGUCAACUUCUGUACCGUGGACUGGAUGCCUCUUGGCAGGCAGUGUGUUGACCACUAUCGUAUGCUACACCGUUACAAUGUGUUCUCCCAUGAUGAGAUGGUGUGCAACAUGGCCUUGAAAGCAGACACACUCGAUAUGGUCCUGGCCUCUGCUGUCCAUAAGGACAUGGUCGUCAUGAUCCGAGAGGAGCAGGAACUGCGAGAGAAAGUGAAGAAAAUGGGGGUGUUGCAUUGCAAGGAGGCCAAAUACGAUCACCUCCAGGAUGACGAGCGGCAGUGUGCUAAGUGCAGGACCACCUGCUACCUGUCUGCCAUCACCUGUCCCUGUAGCCCAGGAGUACUGGUUUGUCUGUACCACAUCAGCGACCUCUGCUCCUGCUCCGUCACCAACUACACACUGAAUUACAGAUUCACACUGGACGAGCUGUUCCCCAUGAUGAACGCUGUGAAGCAGCGAGCUGAGCUCUAUGAUGAAUGGGCCUCCCGUGUGACUGAGACUCUAGAGGCUAAACUGGAGAAGAAAAGAGGCCUGCCAGUUUUUCGUGGCCUUCUUGCUGAAUCAGAGUCCAAGCAGUUCCCCGACAACGACCUGCUGCGUCGGCUACGUCUGGUCACACAAGAUGCAGAGAAGUGUUCCUCGGUGGCACAGCAGCUGUUGAACGGCAAGAGGCAGACCAGGUAUCGGUGCGGCAGUGGGAAAUCACGGAGCCAGCUGACCGUGGAGGAGCUGAGUUCAUUUGUGAGGCAGCUGUAUAACCUCUCCUGCAGUCUCCCCCAGGCGCCCAUGUUGAAGGAACUCUUGAAUCGCAUCGAAGACUUCCAGCAGCACAGCGAGAAGGUCCUGGCAGAUGAGGUCCCCCGCGUCGCUGAGAUCCAGAGCCUGUUAGACAUCAGCUUUGACUUUGACGUGGAACUGCCCGAGCUGCCUCGCCUGAGAGUGAGGCUGGAGCAGGCACGCUGGCUUGAGGCGGUGCAGCAGGCCAGCGCCCAGCCCGCCACACUGACUCUGGAGACCAUGAGGAGGCUCAUCGACCAGGGAGUCGGCCUGUCGCCUCACCCAUCCGUGGAGAAAGCCAUGGCGCGUCUUCAGGAGCUGCUCACCGUGUCCGAGCACUGGGAGGACAAGGCGAGCAGCCUCCUUAAAGCCAGACCACCACACUCCAUAGAGACUCUUAGUGCUGCUGCUGAGAAGGCAUCUGGCAUCCCCGCUUACCUCCCAAACUGUCUGCUCCUGAAAGACACCAUCAGAAAGGCCCAAGAGUGGCUUCAGGAAGCUGAGGAGCUUCAGGCCAGUGGUUGUGUACCGAUGGUGGACAGCCUCUCUGACAUGGUGCUACGAGGACAAGCCAUUCAAGUCCACCUGGAACCUUUAGACAAGCUGGAGUCUUUAAUGGUCGAAGUUCAGGAAUGGAAAGAAUCUGCAGCUACAACCUUCCUUCAGAAAGACUCAACUCUUACCUUACUGGAGGUUCUGUGUCCAAGAUGUGAAGUUGGAAAUAUAGGUUCUCCAAAGAGGAAGGCCAAGAAAGGGAAAGAAUCGCCUAAAAGUAACAAAAAGAAAACACCAAGGUUCAACACUCUCACUGAUGUGGAAAAAGCGCUUUCAGAGACCAAGGAUUCUACCUCUGCAAUGGCAACUCUGGAGGAGCUGCGGGUGAGGGAGAUGGAGGCUUUCUCUAAUCUCAGGGCAGCAAAUGAGUCAAAGCUCCUCCCCACAGCAGACUGUAUGGACCUAAAGGUGUGUGUCUGUCAGAAGGCGCCCAUGGGUGCGAUGCUGCAGUGUGAACUCUGCAGGGAUGCUUUCCACAGCGUGUGUGUCAGAGACGCGUUAGACUCCUGCGAAACACAGCCGUGGCUCUGUCCGCAGUGCCAGCAAUCAGAAAAACCCCCAUUGAACAAAGUCCUCCUGCUGCUAUCGUCUCUGCGGCGCAUAGGGGUGCGCCUGCCAGAGGGCGACGCUCUGCACCACUUGGUUGAGAGGACAGUUGACUGGCAGCAGCGAGCACAUGAGAUUUCACAGACGUGUAGCCUACCAGAGCUGGAAGAGAGACCGGGAACUCCCCCUACCCUAACCUGCUGGGUGUCAGGCAGCCAUGACGCUCAGAACAACACUCAGGCUCCAUGUUUGACUCCAGAGUGGAAUAGGACAAGCCAUGCUCAGACUGUAUUCUACACCGAGCAGAGAUGCAUACCGCUGCAGGGCUUGAGUCAGGAGCUGGAGGAGCUGAUGGUGGAGGGGCUUCUGCUGCCGGUGUCUCUGCCAGAGGUCCAGAGCCUCUACCACGUUUUACUGGACAGAGCCACCAGCCAGCACACAAACAGAUGCAUGUUGCCACCACAGGAUGAGUCCACAGACUGUGACACACACAUGCAGUUCAACUCUCAGGGAAAUAAUCUGCCACUGAACCAGGAUGGUGUCGACGCCAUGAGGGAAACUAUGCCCGGUUCAGAAAAGAAAGUGAAGCGGCAUCUGGAGAGGGAAGGUUUAGACGUAGAGCGCAGGGUGAAGGACAAAAAACACUCUCACAAAAGACAGAAGAUGAACAAGAAGAACCCGCAGCGCAGACCAGCCUCGACUUCGUCCUCCCCGCGCUCCGAUUUCUCCCAGUCUGACGACUCUGAUGAGGAAAUGGCUGUGUGUCCAGCAGAGAGGUGUCAGCUGCCGGAGGGAGACGAGGUGGACUGGGUCCAAUGUGACGGCAGCUGCAACCAGUGGUUUCACCAAGUCUGUGUCGGUGUCACGGCCGAGAUGGCGGAGAAGGAGGACUACAUUUGUGUCAGGUGUACACUGAACGACGGACACAUGAGAAAAUGAAGAGAUUUUUCUGAAGGAGGUCUGUCUGUCGUCAGCCCGUUAUUGGAGCCACCAGUCUGGAUGUGUCACUGAUCCUGUACCCCCUCCCCCGACCCCUCUCCACCCCUCACCCCACUGUCCUGUCCCGUCUGUCCAACCCUUUUGUAACAACGGUGCUAUCUCCUCUUUGACUUGUUGUCCAGAACUAUAAUGUUGAGUUAUUUUUUUGUAUUUUUACAUAUAUAUAUAUUAUAUAUAUUUCUUUCUUCCUAUGAAUUGUUUGUGGUUGUCUAAAUGGAAAAAAAAGAAAACAAAACACAGGAUGUGAAGUGUGCUGCAUGGGAUUCCAUUACAUUGGCGGAAGGAGUCUUACAACACGAUGCACCCAGUACAGAGGGUUAAUCAAGGGUUAAUAUUAUCUUCUCUGGAACCUCCUUGCAUGUUAAACCAGAGCUAAGGGGACAGACAUCAAGGUUUUCAUCCCCCUAUCCAUAAAAGAAAAUUACUAUAACAUUUUUUCUUUGAAAUCCAGUGUUUAGUACAUGCAUCUUAAUAUAAUUAUUCCCAUUUUUUUGUAGAAUAGGUUUAUUUAUCUGAGCAAUAAUUUUUGUCUGAAUUGACUUUAAAUGGCUUGAUCUCGGCUGAGUUGUGUUGGUGCUUUAGCGAUGGUGUGAUGUACAGAAAGCUACACGAGGUGAACGGUUCACUGCUGUGGAGGCGAAAACAUAGCAGGCCGAAGGAUAAAUAUCUCUGCUGAUGUGUACGUCCACAGCAUGUAACCCCGUAAAGGAUACUGUGGGAGGGACUCGGGGGGGUGGGGGGUGGGGUAGCUGAAGAUGUUACAAGUUUAUAUUGUGGAAUAAAGCCCUUUUGUUCUAUGGAGAAGUCUCGUCCCUUGACUUGAAACCACUAGAUGUCCUUGUAAACACGAGUUAUUCAGAGUUUCCUCACUCAUUUAUUCCUCUUUAUACCCUGAGAACACUUAGAUGAAUCAUUCUGCCUUAUGAGAGUAGUUUUCUAACUCUAGAAAGCUACAAAUUCAAAGUAAUGGCAGAUUUCAUAGUCAAUUUGAGAAAAAUAACUAAUUUUAAAGGUGUCUCUUGCUUCAUCCUAACCCCAACUUCAAUUUAAAAUAAUAAAAAAUUUAGUUAAAGCUCAACAUGCUCGUGUUUUCUAAGGCUUUAUGUGGCCUUAAUGCACCACACAAUAAGCCACACUCCUCCUCUUUAAAACUGUACGUGAGGUUGCAGAGGAAACUAAUGACAACAGCUAAUGUGACCAUAAAAUAUCCAUGGCAGGAGUGAAAAAGGCCAAAUAUACCACAUGAGGCCGUGGUAUGAUUUAGACCAGUGGGUAGGAAAUACAGCAGUGAGCUGUGGCCCGAUCAAGAGGAUAAAACAAAGGACGUUUACUACUACAAUAACAGUGGAUGUUUGUAUUUUCUUAACGUGCUUGAUAACAAUGCAGGUAAUUUAGGGCCAGGAUGUUUGAAAGCCAAAAAAUAACAAGCCAUGAAUGUAACAGAAAACCCAUAAAUGAUCAAUAUCUCAAAGGUUUUAAGAAUAACUUCAAAUCAUCAUCUUUAUUUGUAGAGUAACCAGCAACUAAAGGUGUCAAAUAAAUGUAGUGGAGUAAAAACAGCAAUAUUUUCCUCCAACAUGUAGAAGUAUAAAGUAGCACGAAAUGGAAAGUAAAAGUGCAAACUAAAUUGUACUUGUAUCUUAACUUUGCUCACCCACAGUUUGUCCUUGUUGCAGCCAGAAUUAACGUCAAUUCCUCUUUAUGUUUUUAUACUUUGACAGUGUGAUUUCCUUGAAGACACUCAGCUUUUAUCUACUUCUCACUGAAGGGGGAGCCACAACCCAACAGAGAGAGAGGAAGAAAAAGAAGAAGAGGAAGAAUCCAAACCCCGACGAACAUGGAGGAAGGUUAUGACACUUUAUGAUACUGACACACACUGAAUCUGACUCCACCGAUUUGAUUAUACAGUGAAUGUCGUGGCAACAAAACAUAUGAGUUCAUUCAAAAUUAAUAUAGUGCUGAGAAAGAGUGUAAACCCAAAACUAACAGUUCAUUUUCAGAAGAUAUUUUCAUGUUAUCAGAGGUUAAAAGUAGCUAAGUAAAUUUCAGUUCUGAUGUAGUUGUUCUUUCUAGAUACAACAUUAAUAUGCUGCUUGUGUUUUUCAUUUUAUGCCACUUUAUAAAUCUAAUUCACUACAUCUCAGAGGGUUGGAGAAACGGAGCUCUGCCUUCAGGUACAAAUCUAAAACAAGUUAUAUAAAUGUUUUAUUCUUAAAAAAUAAGAUACUCUAAGCAAAGCUGCAGCAGUAAAACUGUAAAAGCUGGUCAGUCCUGGCAUGUCUCCUCUUCCUCCUCCUCCUCCUUUGCUAGACUUGUCCUUGUUUAACUUUGCUCAGUAAAGCAGAUUGGCAAAGAAACUACAGGGAUCAGUAGUUGGACUCUGUUCAAACAAGCUUAGAUCAGAUGAAACUGAUAUAAUUUGAUCAUGUCAUAAACAACGAGGAGCAGUAAUCAAAUUAACUGGAUGGAUCAUCGCUGUUACACACUGUAAAUAAAAAUGAACACAUUACAUCCAGAAUUAAAAGUGAAAUCUCGCCACAUCUGACUGAUUUGGUGUAAUUUGUCGAUGCAUUAAGUGACUACAGUUGUAAGGAUAUUAAAACAGUAUUUUUCACA